ACGUCACCGUGACGUCACGACAAGCGGCCCAAUAUGGCGAUAGUAUAUUGCUGAGAGUGGAUUGCUUUCGAGUGUCGAGCUGUAAGUUGCUGAUACUGUUGUUAUUUUGAUACAUCUCUUUCACCACCCCAAAGUACUUGUCCGUUACACUAUGGUGAAUAAGUGCUGUGUACCGGGCUGUACUGGCAACUACUGGACUGGGAAAAAGAUAUCUGCGUUCAGAUUUCCAAAGGAUGCUGAACUGAGGAAGAAGGGGAUGCAUGCUAUUCGACAGCAGAACUUCACUCCCUCUGAACAUUCAGUGAUUUGUCAAGAAGACUUCAGUCAGAGUGACUUGAUUCUUCAAAGCACAGCAGUUGACUGGAAAACAGGGAGAACUUUGACAUUGCCUCUAGAAAAACCAAGACUGAAAGAAAAUGCAGUGCCAUGUUUCCUGCCAAACUGUCCCAGUAUUUUAAGCUCAAGACAAGAUGUUCAACGAGAGCCCCCAAGUCAAAGAAGACAAAGGCUAGAAGCAGAUGCUCUAAGUAAAGCUAUAUUGAAAGUACAGAAACAGCUUCUGCACAAAGGGAAAAUGACAGUUUUCAAGAUUAUAGUGAAUUUUUUGGAAAAAAGGGAGACUGUUACAUUAAAUCAACAGUGGAGUAAAGGUGUGAAAGAAGACUGUAUAUUGUUCCUCUACCUUAACUUUGAGAAAACUCCACAUGAUAUUGUGUAUUUAACAGUCUGUAGAAACCUCAGUGUAAAAUUGUAUGUAAAUGGUGUUGAGAUUGUUGCUAGCACACUUCCAGAGAAAGUUUGCAGUGUAACUGAAGUAGAAAAUGUGAUUAAGGUGUGUACAGACUAUAUUAGUGGCAGGGAAAGUGAUUUACACAUGUCAGUUAUUCACUCCCUUCUUGAAGCAUUACCAGUGAAAGAAGGUAAGAGGAAGGUUGUUCCACCAUGA
This is a messenger RNA of Schistocerca cancellata (South American locust), 946 nucleotides long. RefSeq lists its product as uncharacterized. The record is from RefSeq and is a predicted model, not a curated record. NCBI's taxonomy places the organism in Eukaryota, Metazoa, Arthropoda, Insecta, Orthoptera, Acrididae. The coding region runs from base 152 to 946 and encodes 264 amino acids. The transcript has 2 exons.